Molecule: messenger RNA, 3096 nt
Organism: Labrus mixtus (cuckoo wrasse)
Lineage: Eukaryota; Metazoa; Chordata; Actinopteri; Labriformes; Labridae
Product: coiled-coil domain-containing protein 158-like
Exons: 23
Coding region: 1-2910 (969 amino acids)
Source: RefSeq, a predicted model, not a curated record
AUGGUAAACUUAACUUUAGGUGCCAGUUUUUUGUUUCUAUUAUUCCGUCUUCCAAAUAAUUUGUUUACAUUUUUUUCCUCGGGAACAGGUGACGCCUAUCCGGAACUCAGAUUUCACAACCUGUCACUGGAUGAACUGAGUGCAGAGCUUGAUAGGCGCACCAAGGAAACCCAGAGACUUCAGGAAGAGGUGGAAAAUGCAACCAAACUUACUUUGCAGAGGUUUGGCUGCAUCUACAGCUCACCUGGGCAAAGCUGCCAUAACCACAGCUUUAAUGUCUAUGACUCGGCUAGGGAUUCCUCCAUUCUUUCCACCAACCAGAAUGCCACGGUCUGUGGCCUGGAUGGCUUAAACCAAACAGGGGCCCAAAGAGAUAUCUGUUCUCCCAGAGAAGAGGUGUUUGAAAAUGUAAUAGAUGACUGUCUUCAACAGCUGUCUGACUUACAGCUCAGCAAGACACAGACUCCUGCUCAACCUGAAGAAGAGACCUUCAGUGUGGACGAAUCUAUUGUGAACCUGCAGUCUGAGUUGUAUAAAGUCCAGAUGGAGAAGGACGGCCUGUCUGACCUCAGAUUGAAGGAUUCGAGGACACACGUUGUUCAGAUGGAAAAGAUGCUGCAAAUGUUGGAGGAGCUCCAAAACAUCAAAAAGGCCGGGGACCAGAAGCUGCAGGAGACAGAGGAAGAAACAUUGGUGCUUAACACAAAAGUAGAAACGUUAGAAAUAAAUGUAAGGGAGAUGUACAACACACUGCUAUCUCGCCAGAAACAAAAUGGACAUCAUGUUGUCACCAGUCCUAACAUUUCCACGCCUGGUUCAACACACCUAACACCUGUUACUAAGGGGACAGAGACUUUAAAUGAUGAGAGAGACAAGCUACAUGAAGGACCUUUUUUAUCACACAGAUAUCUGGGGAGUGAAGAAAACAGUGGAGCGAAUAACCAAAAAGAAAGAAUUGAAGAUGUAAUUGCAUCUCUUGGCCAGGAGAUGGGGCUGUUGACUGACAAACUAGGCUCAUCAAAAAAUAACAGCAUCAACCUAAGUGCCAAGUUGGCGCUGCUAAAGAAACUUGCAGAGAGACAGACAUCCCUGCAUCGGUGUCAGCUCAGUGAACUUGAGUCAACCCUCUGCAGCCAUAAAGAUAAGGUGUGUUGUCUGGAACAGCAGCUCUUUCAGGCUCAGUCCCAGCUGGUGGACUCCCAAAGAGAGAGAGCGCGAUCUUUACAACAGACAGAGACGUUUCAGUCCCAGCUCUCCCAACUUAAGGGGUGCAGUGAGAAGCACCAGUAUGAACUCCAGGAGGAGGUAAAGGUCCUGAGAGGACGGCUAGAGGCGGCCAUGGAGCAGCUUAUCAGAGGUGGGGAGGAGAAAACCUGCAUAGAGGCCCUGCUGGAGCAGAGGGCCCAGGAGGGGAGGUUAUACCAGGAACUCCUGGAGAAGAAAACCCAAGAACUCCAUUUCAGGCAGCAAGAAUCCCAGCAGCACCUUGCUAGGUUGGAGGAGGCUCAGCGACAGUGCCAAGUCUUGCGUUCAGAGAGAGAGACCCUGAGGCUGCAGCUUGACAACCAAGAGAGGAAGAUAGACGUUCUGAGGUUGCAGAUGGAGAGCGGUGUCCAGAUGACAGUGCAGAACAGCCGCACCAUUGACAAUCUUUAUCAGGAGAACAGUCUCCUCAGCAACCAGCUCAAUCAGCACAAGGCCGAUAUUCAGCAGAUCAGGGCUGAGCUGGAGCAGAGCAAGUCAGACCUGGCUGCUGCAGAGCAGGAGAGACAGCGGCUACAGGCCUCUGUGGCUGAUCAAACUCAGCGAGUUCAGGAGGAAACUCUGACGAAACAAGAGCUCACCUCCCAGCUGGAGGUCCAGCACAUGCAGUUUCUCACUCUUAAAGAGGAGCAUCAGCAGCUGCAACAGCUCUUCAGCUCUAAGAGUGAGGAGCACAAGGGUGCGGUGCUGAAGCUUCAGAGUCAGCUGAGGAACACCCAUAACGAGCUAGACCAGGUCAAGAGCACCCUGAGGACCCUGGAAGGAGCUGACGGACACGGCCUCCAAGUAGCCAUGGAGAUGCAGAAGAAGAUCACAGACAGGAGAGAGCAGAUCGACUCUCUGCAGGGCAAAAUCCAACACCUAGAGGAGGCCAUGGAGAAGCUGCACCAGGAGAAGCGCCAACAGGGCCUGCAGCACCAGCAUCAGCUCCAGGAGCUAACCUUCAUCAGGGAGGAGAAGAGACAACUCCGCAGUGAGAUGGAGGCUCUUUGCUCUAAAGACAAGCAGUUGAAGGAACGGAUCAGCCAGCUGGAGGCAAUCCUCCACAAGAUGUCAGAGAGCUUUGCAGAUUGUCAAGACUUCAUCCAGCUGCAGGAGCAGGAGUUUUUCCGCCUAAAACUCCAACAUGCUCUGGACCUGAAGGAGCUACAAGGUCAAAAUUUAACAGCUCCAUCCGACCUGAACUCCCCGUCCCCAUCUGCACUCCCCGCCCCACCUUCCUCCCAGCACGCCUCAAACACUCACAUAACGCAGAAGGAGAGCUCUGUCAAGGAGUCGAGGUCUCUCGUCAAAGAGGUCCGAGGUGUGAUUUCGGGAAACCACAGACCACACACAGAAAACACUGUGGCCCGCAGCAGCUUCUUCAGGAGGAGGUCUGCACCAGAGAGAGAGCACCGAGCCACAUCCAGUACCGACAAGAACGAAGAAAUAAAAGCUGCUUCGAGAUGGAGAAGAAAAACCUGUGGCAGCGAGGCACAUGUCCUGAAGACGGCUGAACUGAAUGAGAAUAAGAUCAACAGCAAACCCUUCAUUGAGAGCUGUGCUGUUAUGAGUCCAGCGACUGCAGGGGGGUGCAUUUGCCCCCAACAGGGCCGCAGGUCACCAGUCCACUCUCUCCUGACCUCUGAUCCAAACAGCCAACAGUGACUAACACGACACGACACGGAACAACAGACCAUAGACUGGCUCUUCUUGUCGAAAGCUCCAGGCAAGAUUUUCCCCCCAAAUGCUCCCCAGAUCAGGUUGUCAAAGAAAGGUUCAUUAUACAUCAACAAUCAGGUCUACUAGGUGUUUCAGGUCUUAUUUAUCUAGAAUAAAGUUGUUUUUUUUUCA